AUGCCCAGCCGGUUAGGACUUGGUCUGCGUCCCCCCAUGCCGUCGUAUGGCCAAGGUCCCUCAAUGUCGGCUCUCGCACAGCAGCAGUAUGGGAAUCACCACCCACAAUUCGUACCACCACAACCGCGAUCAACCACUCUCUUCAUUGGUUCCAUAUCCGGUGGUAUCACAGACAACUUCUUGAACGCUUUGCUCGCAGCCUGCGGCCCAAUAUCCUCUUUCAAACGUCUCAUUACGCCUGCAAACAAGCCACAAGGAUUCGGUUUCGCAGAAUUUCAAGAUCCUGAUGGUGCGUUGCGAGCUAUGACAUUGCUCAACGGCGUAGAGUUACCUGCGUUGGAGGAUGGAUGCGUGAACAAAAAGCUGCUGGUUAAGGCAGACGAGAAGACGAAGAUGUUCCUGGACGCGUAUCAGGCACAGAAAAUGGUCACACCUGUGGACGAAGAACUGACGCGAAACGCCAAAGCCAAGGUGGACCUAAUGCUCUCUGAGAUCAAUAAACAGUCGCAAGACGCGGCGAGCAACGGCCUCAUCGACAAGGAGAAGUACAUCAUUCCUCCUCACUUGCACGACCUGCAAGAGGCCGACCUCCCAGAGACGCAACGCGGGCUCGUGAUGACCGAGAUCGCGCAAUUCCGCGAGCGGGCGGCGAAGCGGGAGCGGGAGAAGAUGCGUGAGACACAACAAGCGCUGCCCAACAUCCUCGCCGCACCGAGCGGGCCCAAGCAACGGGAAUGGGGCAAACCACAGAUGCCCGGCCAGCAGGCACCACCGUCGCCCGUUGACGCUGGUCGCCCUCAGCAGGGAUUUGGCAAAGGCGCGCAGGGCUACAACAAGCCUGUCGGUUUCGUGAAGGCGGAGUCAGACAGGGGUUCCCCUCCGGAGGCGAGAGUCUUCAGCACACCUACGAAGACGGAUGAGGAGUUGGAGGAGGAGAGGAAGCGGCAACGGCGGAGAGACGAGGAGGAGUCGUACCGAGACCGAGAAAAACGGUAUGAGCCGAGAGAGCGAGCGCGGAUACAAGCCCUAGAGCGUGCAAUUCUUCGUGAGCGUGCCACCAAGGAGGCAGAAGAACGCGAUCGGGUUGAGAUGCGAUCACGGUUGGCCGUGUGGGAUGAUGACGAAAGCGACGAGCUGUUCUAUACGGACAGAGCGCGGUGGCGGACCACGCGAUCCCGGAGAUUGGCUGCCGAACAGGCGGCAGACGAGGACUCGCGCCUUUAUGAGGAACGCGAGGUGGAUAACCUGCGCAAAGAGUCUGAGGCUUUCCUUGCACGGCAAAUGGACGAGAUGCAAGCACUGCAAGAAGAGCAACGCAAGGCCGGGCUGCUCCUCGAAGACGGUGCGCCUGUCAAGCUCAACGUCUCUCUCGCCGGCGCGGGCGCACCGAAGCAGGAGACGGUCACGAAGGAGAAGGCAACCGUGUUUGGUCAGGAAGAGGAGGAGGAAGAGAGUUUACGGAAACGGAAGGUGCCUCUUCCCAAGCUCGAUCUUGCAGAGGGUGGAGAGAAGGCAAAGGAGCGGCUGCAGAAGAUUAAGGAGUCCGUGCCUAGGGAUAAGGAAACCCUGUUCAAGGCGAAGGUGCGGUGGGACGGCCUGUCAGACCUCAUGAUCGACCGGAAGUUGGAGCCGCUUGUGAAGCGACAGAUGACAACGUACCUCGGCGAGCUUGAAGAUGACGAUCUCAUCAUGUUUGUCCUCGAACAUCUCAAAGAUCACAAAGGUCCCCAGAAACUGAUCGAGGGCCUCGAGCCGGUCCUCGAAGAAGAAGCGACGGAGUACACAAUUCGCAUCUGGCGCCAAAUCAUCUUCGAGAGCAUGGCAUACGGAGAAGGCCUACACACCGAGCGGAUGAUGGCCGACUGA
Rhodofomes roseus is the source of this 1866-nucleotide messenger RNA. RefSeq lists its product as uncharacterized. Gene Ontology annotation, biological process: mRNA processing. Bases 1 to 1866 code for a protein of 621 amino acids. NCBI's taxonomy places the organism in Eukaryota, Fungi, Basidiomycota, Agaricomycetes, Polyporales, Fomitopsidaceae. The record is from RefSeq and is a predicted model, not a curated record. Gene Ontology annotation, molecular function: mRNA binding. The transcript is spliced from 8 exons. Gene Ontology annotation, cellular component: spliceosomal complex.